CCGCCCAGCCGCAGUCCGCAGGAGCCGCCGCCGCAGCCGGCCGCGGGGCGGGAUUCCGGGGCCGUCGCAGGGAGCGCGCUCGGCUCUCCGCGCCUGUGUUUCGCCCGCCCCGCUCCUCGCCGCGUCGGUCCGCUGGCCGGGUCCGGCUCACCAGCUCCGAGCCCAGGCUCCACGGCCGCCGCGGGGACCCGCCCACCAGACCCUGCCCGGGCCGCACGGCCGCCUGUUGGAACCCCGCCGUUGAUGACACCUGGCAGAAGGCUACCAUGGAAGGGGACGGUUCCGACUCGCUGGUUACCAUUAAGAAUAUCGAAAGAGAGCUCAUUUGCCCAGCAUGCAAGGAGCUGUUCACCCACCCGCUGAUUCUCCCUUGUCAACACAGUAUCUGUCAUAAGUGUGUAAAAGAACUCUUACUGACCCAUGAUGACUCAUUCAAUGACGUGGGAUCGGACAACUCCAAUCAGAGCAGUCCUCGACUUCGGCUCCCGUCCCCUAGCAUGGACAAAAUUGACAGAAUUAGCAGACCAGGCUGGAAGCGCGGUUCCCUGACCCCUAGGACAACCACUUUCCCUUGCCCCGGCUGUGAGCACGACGUGGAUCUCGGAGAACGAGGAAUCAGUGGUCUGUUUCGCAAUUUCACUUUGGAAACUAUCGUGGAGAGGUACCGGCAGGCAGCUAGGGCGGCCACGGCCAUCAUGUGUGACCUCUGUAAACCACCACCCCAGGAGUCCACCAAGAGUUGCAUGGACUGUAGCGCGAGCUACUGCAAUGAGUGCUUCAAAAUUUACCACCCGUGGGGUACAGUGAAAGCUCAGCACGAGUACGUGGGUCCAACUACCAACUUCAGGCCCAAGAUUUUAAUGUGCCCAGAACACGAGACGGAGAGAAUAAACAUGUACUGUGAGUUGUGUCGGAGGCCGGUGUGUCAUCUCUGUAAGUUGGGCGGUAAUCAUUCCAAUCACCGGGUGACCACCAUGAGCAGCGCCUACAAAACAUUAAAGGAAAAGCUUUCAAAGGAUAUUGAUUAUCUUAUUGGCAAGGAGAGCCAGGUGAAGAGCCAAAUUUCUGAACUAAACUUGUUAAUGAAAGAAACAGAGUGUAAUGGAGAGAGAGCCAAAGAAGAAGCAGUCACACAUUUUGAAAAGCUCUUUGAAAUUCUAGAAGAGAGGAAAUCAUCUGUUUUGAAAGCGAUUGAUGCAUCUAAGAAACUAAGAUUAGACAAAUUUCAGACUCAAGUGGAGGAAUACCAGGGACUUCUAGAGAACAAUGGGCUUGUGGGAUACGCCCAAGAAGUGCUUAAGGAGACGGAUCAGUCCUGUUUUGUACAGACGGCCAAACAGCUCCACCUCAGAAUACAGAAAGCCACAGAAUCUCUGAAGAGCUUUAGACCCGCGGCUCAGACGUCCUUUGAAGACUAUGUUGUGAACACAUCGAAACAAACAGAACUUCUUGGAGAAUUGUCCUUUUUCUCUAGUGGCAUAGACGUGCCAGAGAUCAACGAGGAACAGAGCAAAGUGUAUAACAAUGUUCUGAUCAACUGGUACCAUCCCGAAAAGGAUAAAGCGGAUAGCUAUGUCCUUGAGUAUCGGAAGAUUAAUAGAGAUGAAGAAAUGCUGUCUUGGAACGAGAUAGAAGUCUGUGGCACCAGCAAAGUGAUCUCAGACCUGGAAAGCAAUUGUAACUAUGCUUUCAGAGUGAGAGCCUACAAGGGCUCCAUCUGCAGUCCUUGCAGCAGGGAGCUGAUCCUUCAUACCCCGCCGGCUCCAGUUUUCAGUUUCCUCUUUGAUGAAAAAUGUGGCUACAAUAAUGAACACCUCCUGCUGAACUUGAAGAGAGACCGCGUGGAGAGCCGAGCCGGGUUUAAUCUCCUGCUCGCAGCAGAUCGCAUCCAAGUGGGUUAUUACACGAGCCUGGACUACAUCAUUGGAGACGUUGGAAUUACCAAGGGGAAGCACUUCUGGGCCUUCCGUGUGGAGCCGUAUUCCUACCUGGUCAAGGCGGGCGUCGCUUCCAGUGAUAAACUGCAGGAGUGGCUCCGUUCUCCCCGGGAUGCAGUUAGUCCAAGAUAUGAGCAAGACAGCGGCCAUGACAGCGGAAGUGAAGACGCCUGCUUUGACUCCUCACAGCCAUUCACACUGGUCACCAUUGGCAUGAAGAAGUUUUUCAUACCCAAGUCAGCCACUUCUGCCAACGAGCCUGAGAACAGAGUUCUCCCCAUGCCCACGAGUAUAGGGAUUUUCCUUGACUACGACAAAGGCAGAGUGGCUUUCUAUGACAUGGAUCACAUGAAAUGCCUUUACGAGCGCCAGGUGGACUGCUCGCACACCAUGUACCCAGCAUUUGCCUUAAUGGGCAGUGGGGGAGUCCAGCUGGAGGAACCCAUCACGGCAAAAUACCUAGAAUACCAAGAGCACAUGUAGUUUAAGCAUCUGACGUGACUUAGGGUAGGAAAGGGGAGCAGAAUAAUGCCUUGGUGUUAACCUUCGUAACUAAUUACAUAUCAUCUAAGUAGUCUGUGAUCACAGUGGUUUUUGUGCGUGUUUCCUCUUAAAUCGGAAAACCUAAACAGUUCUGCCUCUUCCUGUCGUCAUCCUGCCUUUCACAAGCCAUGGGAGUAAAGACACUCCUGGUUAAUUAACUCUGAAAUGGUUAACUCUCUAACUGGACUGUCUGUCUUUUUUUAUGAACAGGAAAUCUAAUUUAUUUAUGUCAGCCCUGUUGCUGAUACUUAAAUUUCUUUUUUGGGGG
Molecule: messenger RNA, 2748 nt
Organism: Mustela erminea (ermine)
Lineage: Eukaryota; Metazoa; Chordata; Mammalia; Carnivora; Mustelidae
Gene: TRIM36
Product: tripartite motif containing 36
Exons: 10
Coding region: 267-2420 (717 amino acids)
Molecular function (GO): zinc ion binding; protein binding
Source: RefSeq, a predicted model, not a curated record